AUGGACACCACUUCACAGCGAGGUGCCAGUACUUCUGUCGGCACAUCGCAGGAAGAGCGGGACCGCAAUGUGUUGCGUCUCGCUCCAGAAAAGAAGGCAUGGAUGCCUCCUAAAUCCGUCAUGGAUCACUUGUCGGCGACGACGAGUGAUCGUUAUCGAACACGAUUGUUCGAUUCGUCAAGGAUCCAUCACCUUGACCCCAGCGCGAAAAACUAUCGCGCUGAGAAUGAGUUCUUCAUCGAUGCUUUCUUUAAGCAUCGAUGGUGCAGUGGGAACCACAAACGUGAUGGUCCCUCACUGCCUCAGGCGUGGAACGCCUACAUCCAUAACCUUGAGGAUGUAGGUCGUGACGUUUGGAACGACAAACUUAUCAAAGCUCGUGAUAAGUUUGAAAAGCGAACCCCGACAGGUGCACGCUACAAGCUGCAUCGUCUGUCAAGGGAGAAAGGAUUACCCUGUCUCUUCUGGGGAGACCCUGAGAUGUACGAAGGGAUUGACAACCUGAAAUCCCUUUACGACCGUGCCGGGAAGACUUUCUCCGGUGGUCCUUCUGCGGCACAGGAUGUGCCGCGUCGUACUGCUCAACCAGACCCAGUACGUCGAUCAUCAGUUGGGAGCGGGGCUUCCAAGUAUCCCAGGACGGAGGAUAGCCUCGCCACCGAAAGAGGCAACUCGUCCGACGUCCGUUCGCGUCGCGGUGGUUCAACAGCUGCUCAAUCAGAUAGCGCUGGCCACCGCGAGAGUCCUCCAAUGGAGGUUGAGGAGGAGGGGAGACGCUCUCCAAGCUAUCGUGGGGGAGCGUUUGUCUUAGAGAGCUUCUUUGAUCGCGUAACUCUUGCGUUACGCGACGACCUCGAGCAUGAGCGGGACAGGCGUCUUCAACUGGCGGACACUGUCUCAAAGCAUUAG
Messenger RNA from Peronospora matthiolae, 909 nucleotides. The record is from the annotation of a GenBank genome assembly. Lineage: Eukaryota; Oomycota; Peronosporomycetes; Peronosporales; Peronosporaceae.